AUGGGCAGGGGCGGGGCCGUGACUGGUGUUAUAAGAAGCAGCCAGGGCACUGAGGCAAUGAGCUAUCGGCUCGGCUUGGCAGGAGGACUGGCAACAGGCGCGCUCCCUCCCCUAGUCCAGCCCCUGUGCUCCGCCGCCACUAUGGUCGCCGUGCCCACGGCCUGGUGCUCCGUCGUCCUGGCCCUGCUCCUGGCUCUGCAUGAAGGCAAGGGCCAGGUGACUGCGGCGGCCCCAGAGCAUCCGGCGCCCUCACCCCGGGCCCGAGGCCCCCACCUGCGGCCUCGACGUUGCUCCUGCAGCUCCUGGCUCGACAAGGAAUGCGUCUACUUCUGCCACCUGGACAUCAUCUGGGUGAACACUCCCGGACAGCUCCCUUACGGCCUGGGAAACCCGCCAAGACGCCGGCGCCGCUCCCUGCCAAAGCGCUGUGAAUGCUCCAGUGGUGGGGACCCCGCCUGUGCCACCUUCUGCCAUCAAGACCCUGGGGCUGAAGCUGUGGUAGUCCCAGGCAGCAGGUCCCCCGCCAACAUGGUCCAGGCUGGCUGGACAUGGAUGUCUGCAGGGGAGCUCCUCCAACAGCUGAGGGACAUUUCUGCCACCAAGAUCCGCUUUGCUAGGCGACACCAGGAUUCAGUGAGGGAGCUGAGACCCACACACCCCAGGCAGAGGAAGAGAUAGCGUUGGUUGCCAAGGAAUGCUGGGAAGGAGCCUGUGUGGAGCCGCGAGGAGAGGGGCAGCCCAGCGCCAGGGACCCCACCUGGUGGGGUGGCACAAGCUCUGGCCUCCUUGCGCGGGUGAGGGAGCUUCCCCCAAGGCAGCUCACGCCCUCCGCCUGCCCAGGAAAGUCUUCAGCCCCUCAGCUGCAGAGCGGCCUCCCCCACCAGCCCUGGCCCCACCGCCCCGCUGGAAGGAACCGCAUGAGGAGCGUGCUGACCUGGAGGCCACGUCCUGAGAGGUUUCCUGUCUGUUGGCUACAAACCAGGAUCAACGAGCAGUGGUGGACACUCAGACCGAAGCCAGCCCUGGAGGCUGGACGGGGCUGGUGUCCUGGGUGGCCCGUGUCCGUCCCCUCGAGCUCUCCCUCCCCAGAGUCCUCCCACCCCCCUGUCCUCGGGACACUCCUGGUGAGAACGGCCUGCUCUGCUUCAUCUGUCUGUAUAUAACUUAUUUGCUCUCAGAACUUUGAGACUUCCGAUUAUUUAUUUUAAUGUAUUUUUUUAAACUCAA
Molecule: messenger RNA, 1227 nt
Organism: Zalophus californianus (California sea lion)
Lineage: Eukaryota; Metazoa; Chordata; Mammalia; Carnivora; Otariidae
Gene: EDN2
Product: endothelin 2
Biological process (GO): vein smooth muscle contraction; regulation of vasoconstriction; regulation of systemic arterial blood pressure by endothelin
Cellular component (GO): extracellular region
Molecular function (GO): endothelin B receptor binding; hormone activity
Source: RefSeq, a predicted model, not a curated record